Messenger RNA from Tripterygium wilfordii, 1747 nucleotides. Its product is annotated as pectinesterase-like. Bases 1 to 1596 code for a protein of 531 amino acids. Gene Ontology annotation, biological process: cell wall modification. Gene Ontology annotation, molecular function: pectinesterase inhibitor activity; pectinesterase activity. Lineage: Eukaryota; Viridiplantae; Streptophyta; Magnoliopsida; Celastrales; Celastraceae. The record is from RefSeq and is a predicted model, not a curated record. The transcript has 3 exons.
AUGGGAAUUCUAGAGUGGAUAGUAGUGUUUUGGGUAUUGGGAUUUUCACUAGGAAAAGCCACCAUGUCUAUAGAUGGUGGUGGUCACAAAGAACAAGUCCAAAGGCAAUGUGGGUUUACAAGAUACCCUGACCACUGCCUUAAGACCUUGUCAGGGUUGGGAAACCAACAACCACAUUUUGAGGAUAUUGUGUCUGUUCUUGUUAACAAGACCAUAUCUGAGACCCAACUUCCAAUUUCAGACAUAUUUCCCAAUUUCACCUCUCAAUUUUAUGUCCGAGAAGACAAACAUGCCAAAUCUCAAACAGGUUAUUGCGAUGACCUAAUGUCGAUGUCGCUCAAACGGCUACAACAAUCGAUUGUGGCUCUCAAGGAGUCUCACAGGAAAAACAAGCAUGACAUCCAGACAUGGUUAAGUGCUGCCAUGACAUUCCAAGAAGCUUGUAAAGACUCCACCAAAGAAGGCCUCGAACUCUCGACCGAAGGCGACCUGCAGCUCGUCGCUCAUAUGGAUCAUCUCACACGGCUAGCAAGCAAUUCUCUGGCCCUUGCAAAUCGAAUUACUUGGAAGUCAAGCAAUUCAUCAACAAAUCGCCAUCUCAAUGAGGUACAAGAUUUUCCGAGCUGGGUAUCGGCGAAAGAUCGAAAAUUACUUCAAGCUCCUACCAUGAGGGCAAAUGCUGUGGUUGCUAAAGAUGGAACAGGAAAUUAUAUGACUGUCUUGGAAGCUAUACAGGCUGCUUCAGGGAAUAGGUUUGUGAUUUAUGUGAAGGCAGGAGUUUAUAGGGAGAAAAUCAAGACUAACAAAGAUGGGAUUACAUUGAUAGGAGAUGGAAAAUACGCAACGAUUAUCGUUAACGACGACAGUGUCAAUGGAGGUGCCUCCAUGCCUAGCUCUGCAACGUUUACGAUCACAGGAGACGGAUUCAUGGCGCGGGAUAUCGGAUUCCAGAACACAGCAGGUCCUGGUGGAGAACAAGCCUUAGCACUCUAUGUAUCUUCAGAUCAUUCAGUCUUUUACAGGUGCAGCAUUGUAGGAUACCAAGACACUCUCUAUGCGCUCGCCCUCCGGCAAUUCUAUCGAGAAUGUGACAUUUCCGGCACUAUUGACUUCAUCUUCGGUAACGCAGCUGUUGUUCUUCAGAACUGCAACAUUUUGUUUCGACGACCGCGUUCUGGAAGCUCCUACAAUGUCAUUCUGGCAAAUGGAAGGACUGAUCCUGGACAGAACACUGGAUUCUCUUUACAGAAUUGUAGAAUCGGAGCGAGUUCGGAGUUCAAUGCAGUGAAACACGGCUUCAGAUCUUAUUUAGGGAGACCAUGGAAAGAUUAUUCUAGAGCAAUUGUGAUGCAAUCUAACAUCGACGACAGUAUCGACUCGAGAGGGUGGGUUGAAUGGCCUGGAUCAGGAAGUGGAAUUUUGAAGACUCUGUAUUUUGCAGAGUACGCAAACACAGGGCCUGGUGGUGGGACUUCUGGGAGAGUGAACUGGCCUGGACAUCAUUUUCUUGGACCACCAGAUGCUGCGAAAUUUACGGUUCGGAAUUUUAUUGCUGGACACUUAUGGAUUCCUUCAACUGGUGUAACCUUCGAUUAAGAUCUCUAGUGAUUGAAAUGGUCAAGAUUAUAAGCAUAUAAGUUUGUUUUACUUUUACCUUUUACUUUUUGUUUCAAUUGGCUGUAUAGAUGGCUUGAAAAAAAUAAACCACAAAGGUGGUUGGUUAAAUGUUAAUUAUGAGUGUGUGUAG